AUGCCUCGCUAUUGUACUCUUGAGUAUCUUUCUCCCACAAAACCUGACUCCAGAAUUUUUAUAAAAGUUCUACGAGUUUGGGAACACUUCAACUACCGUAAUCAACGCCAGGAAUUGCAUCUUAUCCUCGGUGACGAAAAUGGCUACAAAAUAGAGGCAUCGAUAGAUCAGGAUCUUAUCCCUUCGCUCGGUCCAAAGGUUAAAGAACGAGAAUGGAAUUAUGUCAAAUUCUUCAGCGUUGUCAAUGCGUUCGGAUCAUUCAGAAAUACUAUAAACUACCACUUCAUCAACAUGAACGCCGAUACUGUUGUAGACAAGACCUUUCAAGUCAAUCCUAAGUAUAUGAUAGAUUUUAUGCCAUGUGAUGUCAUUAUCCGAGGGAAUUUCCCUACUGAGUAUUCUAUCGACUUGAUCGGCGUAAUCAUCUAUGUUGAUGAUGAACUAAGUACUGACAUUGAUGAUCCCUACGAGAUGAUUAUGUUGAUAAGGGACAUGAAUUAUGUUGAUAUGGACAUAACACUCAUUGGGAAGACUGCUCUGAAUUUCUGGAAGAAAUGGGAAGACAUAGGUACUAAUGAAACAAUCUUGACUUUGCGCAUGUUUCGUCUGACCUAUGAUUCUGAAGAGAGAUAUCGCAUAAGGAAUGCUGGAGACCAUUCUGAACUACUUUUCAAUCCUCACAUAAAAGAGGUUUCUGAUUAUCUUAACUGA
Molecule: messenger RNA, 711 nt
Organism: Eutrema salsugineum
Lineage: Eukaryota; Viridiplantae; Streptophyta; Magnoliopsida; Brassicales; Brassicaceae
Exons: 5
Coding region: 1-711 (236 amino acids)
Source: RefSeq, a predicted model, not a curated record